GGCAGUCGUCCCCGGCCAAGAGAACGCGGUCCCUCCAUCUCUCAGCCCCCGGCCGACGGCUCCCGUCUUCCGCGAGGCUGAUGCGCCGUGAUGGGCAAAGCCAAGCUGUCAUAUCCCACACACACACCUCGACUCAUGGCAUUGCGGGCCAUGCCACCCGGGUUCGUGGUUUUACCAAGAUCCGCUGUGCAUCUCGGACUCUGUCCCCCCCCCUCUCGGUCAUGAUUUCCACGCUGGGACGAAGGUGCCCACGGCUCCAUCAGUCGACCAGGCUGGCCGUGACAGUGACAGCGGAUGCGACGAGGUGUUGUAACCAAAAAGGUUUACGCCCUCCCCCCCCCAAAGGAGUUCCAGGUGCGGUCGGCGGAGACUUCUUCACGCAAGAUGAUGUCAGAUUCGCGGUGGGCCAGAUCUGUCCCGGGGCAUUAACCUCGCUUUUUUCCCCCCUUCUUCUUUUUCCCGCCCUUCCUGCGUUAAUCUCUUCCGCCAGUUGCAAUCGUUCCCAGCCUUGGUUUCGUCUGCCUGCCCCUCCCCUCCCCCGGGGGGCCUUGGUCUAAUGCUUCUAAUUUAGAGUGUGGUUCUGCUGCCCACCUGUCAAUGUCCAUGUCCCCGUUCUGCCCAGCGUUUCGAGGACGAAGCCGGGAUGGGGAGAGGGGUUCAAA
Messenger RNA from Colletotrichum navitas, 662 nucleotides. RefSeq lists its product as uncharacterized. The record is from RefSeq and is a predicted model, not a curated record. Bases 81 to 557 code for a protein of 158 amino acids. NCBI's taxonomy places the organism in Eukaryota, Fungi, Ascomycota, Sordariomycetes, Glomerellales, Glomerellaceae. The transcript has a single exon.